AUGCCGCAACGAUUGACGUACCGGCGUCGCCUCUGUUAUAACACCAAAUCUAAUAAAACAAAGGUAUCGAAAACACCAGGUGGACGUCUAGUUUUCUUGUACAGAAAAAAGAAAGGUUCUGUAGCGCGAUGUGGUGAUACAGGAGUUAAACUAAAAGGAGUAAGUCCGGCAAGGCCACGCCAGCUGCGGAAAAUGACUAAACGACUUAAGACUGUCACGCGUGCUUAUGGUGGUUGCCUUUCAGCAGCGGCCGUACGGGAGCGUAUUAUUCGUGCUUUUCUAAUUGAGGAGCAGAAAAUUGUUGCACGAGUGUUAAAAGCAAAAAUUAAAGCUGAGAAGAAAUAA
Molecule: messenger RNA, 345 nt
Organism: Brugia malayi
Lineage: Eukaryota; Metazoa; Nematoda; Chromadorea; Rhabditida; Onchocercidae
Gene: Bma-rpl-34
Product: 60S ribosomal protein L34, putative
Exons: 3
Coding region: 1-345 (114 amino acids)
Biological process (GO): translation
Cellular component (GO): ribosome
Molecular function (GO): structural constituent of ribosome
Source: RefSeq, a predicted model, not a curated record